Messenger RNA from Crotalus tigris (Tiger rattlesnake), 3807 nucleotides. RefSeq names its product mitogen-activated protein kinase kinase kinase 19 (gene MAP3K19). Gene Ontology annotation, biological process: protein phosphorylation. The transcript is spliced from 5 exons. The record is from RefSeq and is a predicted model, not a curated record. Lineage: Eukaryota; Metazoa; Chordata; Lepidosauria; Squamata; Viperidae. Gene Ontology annotation, molecular function: protein kinase activity; ATP binding. The coding region runs from base 1259 to 3619 and encodes 786 amino acids.
GUAAAGUGUCUGAGGUUGUAUUUUUUCAAAUUUCAAAGAUUGAGGCUACAAGGUUGCUGAUAUUCAAUCAGCAAACAUGUCUUACAAAUAAUUUAAGAGAUUUUUGUAAAUAAAAUAAUUCCUUUUUAUCAGCUUUUCCAGAAAACAUUCAUCUUCUUCUCAUGGCUGCCGAAAGAAUAAAUGAGAUAGUGCAUUUUAUGUGUGGUGUAUAUUCUUAGAAUUUUGCUGCAAACCCAAGCUUGUUAGAUUGCUUAAUCUAAGAUCUAGAUUUCUCAUUUGCUUUCUCAGCCCAGCUAAGCCUCUUUGAUCAGUCAUUCACUGUAUAAAAUACCCAAAAGACAGUUACCUUGGUGACAGCUUGUAAACUAAACAGCCAGAACCUAGCUCUCAAUAUCAGAAGGAUUUGUGUUGGAGCUCUAUAAUCAUGUUUCUUCCUUUCUUGAAAGUCUGUGUUGGCAUCAAAUUGAAGAAACUUUUUGACAACCUAUCAAAGCAAUAUACAGCAACUUCCUCCAGUGAGAAAGAACACUAAGAAAGAUAAUAAUGCUAACAAUCUUUCACAUAUUCUGAAUUCUCAUUCACCAUUCAGGAAAAUUGACCUCCAGGCAGAUGGUCAGUGGCAGGGAUACCUUAAGCAGUCUGAUUAUCACAUCCUCAGUAAUACAUCUGGAAGCUUCCCUGUGCGGUUGGGAUAUUCAUAUCCAUUACUCAGAAGAACAUUGCAUAGUCUAUGGCUACUCCGAAGCCCAAGAAAUUGAACUCCAGUUGAAAUGCAACAGACCUAAGGCAUAUAUCAAAAAUCUACCAAUUGUGCAACCCAUAAAGUACUAGUGAUCUCUGAGAAUAUAGAUAAUAUAAACAGCAGUUGUGAUUUCGAUUGUUCUGAUAGUUGUCUCAACCCAAGUGAAAUAUUUCCUGAAGCAAAAGAAUCAGAAUGUUAAUCUUUCAAGACAUAAAGAUAUUUUUAAGUCUUAAUGGUGCGGGAAAAAGAUUUAAGAAGUAAGAGUGUCCCUAAAUUAGAUUAAGCAAAGCAGAAUCAUCAGAGGUGAAAACAUCACAAGAAAAGUGUAAAAAAGGCUGCAUUUGGAAGUGCUGCUGUGCAGAACAAAACUAUCAAAGAUCAUAUUUUAAUGAUUUAAUACCUUAGUAGGUUUUGAAUCAUCUGAUGCUCCUGUUUGCCAAUCAGAUGGUUUGAAUAGAAAUGUAAUUGAAUCCAAAGCUGCUAAAAGCAAGAUUAUGCUUAUCCCAAAGAAGGAGCAUGCUGCCUAACAUAAACCAAAGCUUCAAUAUUUUUGCUCACAAGAAGAGUGGCAGAUAUAAAGGAAAUAACAGACAUCUUUUGAACACUAAACCGUGUACCAAAAUGACUCAGAAGUUAAUGAUUUGGGGCAAGAGUUCUAUUCAGCAUCAAAAUAAGAUAAAAAGUCCUAUUUCUCAUUCUUUAGGAUUGUCUCAUGAAGAAACUGAGAUAUCUUCAAAACUUCAGAAAAAUAAUCUGCAACAGGAGAAAAAAUGCUUCCAGCAUAAUGGUCAGAGUUCUACAAAGGAAAUGCUUCCCUGUAUUUCCCCAAGUUCUGUUAGUUUGAGAAAACCAAUCUCUCCAUUGCCUGUUGGACAAGCACAACUCCCAGUAGAGCAUUUGAAUCUGAAAUAUAGUGACAUGUUCAAGGAAAUACAUUCUAAUAGCAAAGGACCUGGCAUUUAUGAAAUGUUUGGGACCCCGGUAUAUUCCCGUAAGCCUGAUGGAUAUGGUGAGAAUAAGGGUAACAGGAAUGUGUGUUCUGCUCCAACUGGAUGGCAUAAUGAUAUGAAAUAUAAAUCUAACCGUUUCAAUGGGAAGAAGACUAGCAGAAUAAAAAGUCCCCAGAAGAAAACAUUCUCUAAAUCUCACAAGAGCCUUAGUAUUAAACCAAAGCUGAAGGAGAAGGAAGUUGCACCAAAAAAGGUGUCCAAGUUAAUAGACUGUGGUCUAGAACAGGGCAAAGAUGUAACUGUCUCUUUUGCUGAUCUGCAGAUUCAGCCAAAGGAGAGCACUGAGUCAAUUUGUGAAGAUCAGCAAGCUCAGAUUUUCACUGAAUUCCCUGAACCUGCUAAGCAAAAUGAAGUAUUUCCUAAUUCAGUCUUGUCACCAAUUGAAGAAGCUUCUUUGGAAUAUACUUCAGAUAAUGAUGAUGAAGAUAAAGAUGAUGCUUUUCCUAUGAAAGCAUUUGCCACCAAUGUUCAGGAGUUACUUUGGCCAGAAGUUAAAGUUCAUGCAGAAUACGCUCCUUUCUUAAGCUGUGUGAAAAAUAUAAAUGAACCAAAGAAUGCAAACAACAGUAGGACUUUAAGGGAUGGACAAAACAAAAUAGCUGAUUGCUUUGUGGAGCAGGAAGCUAGCCAGAUUUUACAGUAUAAUCAAAAGCUAUCUGCAUCCUUUUUUACAGACCAAAUAAGCUCAUUUUCUCUCAAAAAAUUCCAGCUUGAAAAUGUCAGUGUAGCAAAUAUGACAACUGCAUGGACUUACUAUCUUGCAAACUCAGUCCCUCAGUCAUAUACAAAUAUCUUUGGGUACAAAGAUUAUAAGGAAGUAACAGAAGACAUAUUCUGUUGCUCAGUCACUGAACUGCUUUCUCUGAGUGGGACAGAUGGCAACAAUUCUAGCUCAAUGACCAGAAAUACAAAUGUAGAGGCACAAAAUGGAGACUGGAGAACAGCAAAAGUUAAAAAUAAUAAGACUUUUUAUCUGGAUUUCAUGGGAUUUGAUGAAGAAAAUCCACUUCUACAUGAAACUGCAUUUUCAGAAAACAGUUUAAUUAACCAAGAAUGUAUCUUGUGGACUAAAGGUGAAAUCCUUGGAAAAGGAGCAUAUGGCACAGUAUACUGUGGACUUACAAGCCAAGGACAAUUAAUAGCUGUGAAACAAGUAGCACUGAAUGCAUGUGAUCAAGCUGGGAAUAAAAAGGAAUACCAGAAACUACAAGAAGAAGUUGAGAUUUUGAAAAACCUAACACACGUCAACAUUGUGGGGUACUUGGGAACAAGUUUAGAAAAUAACAUAGUAAGCAUCUUCAUGGAGUUUGUUCCUGGUGGUUCCAUUUCCAGUAUUAUUCAUCGCUUUGGGCCACUGUCAGAAAUGGUGUUUUGUAAAUAUACAAAACAGAUUGUACAAGGAGUUGCAUAUUUACAUGAAAACUGUGUGGUGCACAGAGACAUUAAAGGAAACAAUGUUAUGCUUAUGCCUAAUGGCACAAUCAAAGUAAUAGACUUUGGAUGUGCAAAGCGCUUAGCCUGUGUGAGUCUGACUAAUACACAUAGUGAACCACUGAAAUCUGUGCAUGGCACUCCAUAUUGGAUGGCACCAGAAGUGAUAAAUGAAUCUGGCUAUGGGAGGAAAUCAGAUAUCUGGAGCAUUGGCUGCACUGUUUUUGAGAUGGCCACUGGAAAGCCACCAUUGGCUGCCAUGGAUAAACUAGCAGCCAUGUUUUACAUAGCUGCUCACAAAGGACUUAUGCCUUCACUACCCAAACAGUGCUCAGACAAAGCAGUUGAUUUUGUACAUCUGUGCUUAACAAGGGACCAACAUGAGCGGCCAACUGCCUUAGAAUUGUUGCAACAUCCUUUCAUAAGAAACUCAUGACACCUGGCAAUGCUUCUAUCAAACAAAUAUAAACUAUUUCAUUUGUGUGGGAAAAUGUCUUCUAAAUUGAGAAAGUGUUGGUACAAAACUUGUAGAAGUUGCUGAAAUAGUAAAUCUUUUAUCUUUUCUGAAUGAACUUUGUAGCAUAGGAUUUAGUGUGUGUGUGUGUGUGUGUGUGUGUGUAUAAA